AUGUUCAUACUACAAACCACCACGGCGGUGCUUCUCGCAUUCAUGGCACUGCUAGCAUACAAAGAAGUUCGAAAAUUUCUAGCGAACAGACGGUCAAGGAGGAAACAUCUCGAAACGCCUGGCAGCCGGAGAUAUGCGGCCACAAACGACAUCAAGCCACCCGUCGAUGAUCAUGGUCUAUCGUCCCUUUAUGUCACAGCUAAGGCAGAUCCUAUGAACCCAGAAUUUCAAGCACACAAACAGCUAUACUUCAAACUGCACAAUCUCGAGCAUCAUCCGGACAUCUUGCCGGAAUGUCGCGAACUACUCCUUUCCCUGCUAUCGUCUACUCUCAGAGAUGCUCUGGAAGAGCCGGAGAGCGGCAUUCUAUCAGUUACAAAAUACUCACACGAUAGGUUGAACUACUUCCUCAAGUCCAAAGACGUCGAUGUCACCAAUCGCUGGGAAGAGUAUUUGGCUCGUCGCAAAGCGGGAGGACUCCGCGAAAUGUUCUCCGACCAAGCCGAAGCAAAGUGGUGGCUCAAACAAGCUGCACCGGUGAAGUAUGUGGACGGUGCGUGGCUUGGUCACAUCAACAAGAUCAGCACACCUUUCAUGUACCGCAACAUCACGAAAAAUGCGUGGCAAGUCAUGUCAGAAGAGCUUGGAGACGGCGAUCUCGGAAAGAACCACGUUCAUGUAUACCGCAGUUUGAUGAACGACAUCAAGGCUGGACUACCUGACGCCGACUCCAAGGACUUCAUUCAACCACGACAUGAGCUGAAUGAAGCGCGUUGCUGGAAAGCAGCGAUCGCUCAACUACUCGUAUCGUUGUUUCCGAAUGACUUCUUGCCUGAGGCUCUGGGCUUCAAUAUGGCGUACGAGAGCUUGCCACUGCAUCUUCUGAAGACGGUGAAAGAGCUUCGAGAGCUGCGCCUGAACCCCUACUACUUCGAACUCCAUAUUUCCAUCGACAACGCCGAUUCGGGUCACGCAGCCAUGGCUAUGUCUGCUGUGGCUGAAUACAUCGACCUUGUAGAGCAGACGGAAGGACCAGAAGCCGCACAUGUGGCUUGGAAGCGUGUGCAGGCAGGCUACAUUCUUGCCGAAGGCUUGCCAACCACUCCUGAAAGUCCAUCGGUGAGAAAGCCACUGGAAGAGCUGUUUCCAAGCAACGAGAGGGAAGCAGCAGUAGUCAAGAUCUUUGCGGCGAAGACCUUCGUCGCUCACAAACUCCACUGCAAUAGUCGGUUACGCAUCGGUCGCCGAUCGUUGGUGGACUGGCUUGAACCAAACGCCUUCAAAGACCCCAAAUGGCAGAAGGAAUUCUUGCAUGAUCUGAGCAAUUGCAAGCCUUGGGUUAUCAAGGAAGACAGUUCGAAGAGCCGACUGGUCAAAGAGCUAUCAUGGGAAGGCAGAAUGUUCGGCAGCUUCACCGACAGAGAGGUCGAAGUUGUCAAAGCUUGGAUCGAUCAACUUGGCGGCUCAACUCCACAACCAGACGCCACGAUGUACCUGGCAUUCACCCAGCGCCAAGCCCUCCCCUCACUAUCAGACACGCAGGACAUCCUAACAGACUACCCCGUCCUCUCCCCACUCCCACCUCUCCCUAAAUUCCUACAUCGCACUUCCAAUACCAAUCAUCCCGUUCCCAAAAACUUCACGAAUAAAAACUUCCUCACGCUCUUCUUCACCAUGCCCACCCUCCUCACCUCCCUCCCCUCCCUACCCGUCCGCACUACCUCCACCCGCACCUCCUCCCUCCUCCUCGUCCUCCGCGCACAAACCGGCUUUCUACCAGAAACCUGCGGCGUCGCCGGCAUGGACGAAGUCCGCCGCACCGCCGUCACCGGGCUCAUCGACCUCGGGCUGGAAAUGAUGGCACUUGCGGGCUUCGAAGCGCCGGCGAAUCUGCGCAAGGCAGUGAAAGGGAGUGAUGCGGAGUUCGUGGCGUUUGCGGAGUGGAUGGUGGCGACGAGUAUGCGGUGGAAAGAAAGGGGGGAUGUGCUUGUGGGCAUGGCGUGGGCGGGGAUGGAGGUGCAUGAGGUUGUUGCGAGGGAGGGGGAGGGAUGCUUGAGUGCGGGAGGGAGGGAGGUGUUGAAAAAGAUUGCGGGGAGGGAGAGAGUGGGGUUGGAGGGGUGGAAGAGGGAGGUUGAGGGGGAUGAGAGACGGAGACGGGAGUUUGAAUGGGGGUAUGAAGUUGUGUGGGAGGCGGUUAGGGCGGCUUGGUAG
Parastagonospora nodorum SN15 is the source of this 2211-nucleotide messenger RNA. RefSeq lists its product as hypothetical. Lineage: Eukaryota; Fungi; Ascomycota; Dothideomycetes; Pleosporales; Phaeosphaeriaceae. The record is from RefSeq and is a predicted model, not a curated record. The coding region runs from base 1 to 2211 and encodes 736 amino acids. The transcript has a single exon.